Molecule: messenger RNA, 2793 nt
Organism: Sipha flava (yellow sugarcane aphid)
Lineage: Eukaryota; Metazoa; Arthropoda; Insecta; Hemiptera; Aphididae
Product: adhesive plaque matrix protein-like
Exons: 8
Cellular component (GO): extracellular matrix
Source: RefSeq, a predicted model, not a curated record
AGUUUUCGCAUAAAUACGGCCGGCGCCGUCCGAACGUUACUCAGUCCAUUCCGUUUACUCCAGUGUCCAGUAUCUCACCAGAAACACACUCGCAAAAAUGGCCGCCAAGUUGAUCAUCGUCGCCGCCUGCGUGGCCACCGCCCUCUCCCAAUACGCCGCCCCGGCCUACAAACCAGCUUACUCCGCGCCCGCUUACGCCGCACCAAAGGCCUACGCUCCGGAACCCGCUUACGCACCGGCCCCGUACAACUUCGAAUACUCCGUAAACGACCCGUACACCUACGACGUCAAGAGCCAACAGGAGUACAGCGACGGCAACGGUUACGUCAAGGGAUCUUACAGCCUGGUCGAACCCGACGGUUCCACCCGUACCGUUGAGUACACCGCCGACGACUACAACGGUUUCAACGCCGUCGUCAAGAAGGAAGGUGGAUACGCCGCCCCGGCCUACAAGCCAGCAUACUCCGCUCCAUCUUACUCCGCCCCGGCCUACAAACCCGCUUACUCCGCACCCGCAUACGCAGCACCGGCUUACCCAGCACCGGCUUACUCAGCACCGGCCUACAAGCCAGCUUACAAGCCAGCCUACUCGAUAUUUUUUGCCACCUGCGUGAUGUCCACCCUGGCUCAGUACUCUGCGGUCCCUGCCUACACCGCAAUCCCAGCCAGCUACUCUGUCGUACCUGCCUACCCUACGGCUCCUUCGUACGCAGCCUAUUCAGCCCCGGUGUACACGGCAAAGGCUUACGCCCCCGCACCUGUAUACGUUUCGAAGACUUACGCCCAGGAGCCGGCAUCCGCACCGACUCCGUACAACUUUGAGUACAGCGUAAACGAUCCGUCUACGUACGAUGUCAAAAGCCAGGCCGAGUCCAGCGAUGGUAACGGCAACGUGAAAGGCUUCUACAGCCUAGUCGAGCCGGAUGGUUCCACCCGUACCGUAGAGUACACCGCCGACGACUACAACGGUUUCAACGCCGUCGUCAAGAAGGAAGGAGCAGCAUACACGCCAACCACCUACAAACCAGCACCGGUCGUGUUGAAAUUUAAGAGGGAAAAUAUUACGUUUGUAAAUCUGUAUAAAUACUUUGCGGUCGAUGAAAACAAUCAUCAGUUAUUUAUUCGUGUUCAUUUGAUCAAGUUGAAUAUCAUAAACAACACUCUUAAAAUGGCCGCCAAGAUGAUCAUUUUCGCCGCCUGCGUGGCCACCACACUCGCCCAAUACGCCGCCCCGGCCUACAAACCAGCUUACUCCGCGCCCGCUUACGCCGCACCAAAGGCUUACGCUCCGGAACCCGCUUACGCUCCGGCCCCAUACAGCUUCGAAUACGCCGUAAACGACCCACACACCUACGACAUCCACAGCCAACAAGAAUCCAGCGACGGAUACGGCAACGUCAAGGGAUCUUACAGCCUCGUCGAAGCCGACGGUUCCACCCGCGUCGUCGACUACACCGCUGACUCUUACGGUUUCAACGCUGACGUCAAGAAAAUCGAAGGAUCAGGAUACAAGGCACCGUACUCCGCCCCGGCUUACAAGCCAGCGUACUCCGCACCGUCCUACUCCGCCCCGGCUUACAAGCCCGCUUACUCCGCACCAGCGUACUCCGCACCAGCAUACUCUGCACCAGCAUACUCUGCACCAGCUUACUCUGCACCAUCUUACUCCGCCCCAGCUUACAAGCCAGCCCCAUACAAGGCAUACAUGAUCAUUUUCGCCGCCUGCGUGGCCACCACACUCGCCCAAUACGCUGCCCCGGCCUACAAGCCAGCUUACUCCGCGCCCGCUUACGCCGCACCAAAGGUUUACGCUCCGGAACCUGCUUAUGCACCGGCCCCGUACAACUUCGAGUACUCCGUAAACGAUCCGCACACCUACGACGUCAAGAGCCAACAGGAAUACAGCGACGGCAACGGUUACGUCAAGGGAUCUUACAGCCUUUUGGAAGCCGAUGGCUCCACCCGUGUGGUCGAGUACACCGCCGACGACCACAACGGUUUCAACGCUGACGUUAAGAAAAUUGAAGCAGGAUACAAGGCCCCGUACAGCGCACCAGCCUACAAAGCCGCCCCCGCCUACCCAGCACCCGCUGCUUACCCAGCACCGUCUUAUUCGGCCCCUGCUUACAAACCAGCCCCAUACAAGGCAGUAGUCAUCAGUUGCAGCGUUCAAUCCGAAAGACAACUACCGUACAAAAUAAUCAUCUCCAUCGCGUCACAUCACAUCAAAUACAACAAAAUGAUCGCUAAGGUAUUUUUCAUCGCUGCUUGCGCGUCCGCCACCCUCGGUCAAUACGUCGCACCGAAGGCCUACGCUCCGGAACCCGCGUACGCCCCGGCCCCGUACAAAUUUGAGUACUCCGUAAACGACCCGCAUACCUACGACGUCAAGAGCCAACAAGAAUACAGCGACGGACACGGUUACGUCAAGGGAUCUUACAGCUUGCUCGAAGCCGAUGGUUCCACCCGUGUGGUCGAGUACACCGCCGAUGAUCACAACGGAUUCAACGCUGAGGUCAAGAAAAUCGAAGGACCAGGAUACAAAGCCUCGUACAGCGCACCAGCCUACAAAGCCGCCUACCCUGCUUACCCUGCCCCAGCUUACGCAGCUCCGGCUUACAGACCAUAUUAAUUUGUUUCAUCCCAUAUCCCCUCACCAUCCAUCAUUCAAGCGCUUUAGCCGUUUCGCCCGAACGCGAAACGCAUUUGUUCAACAGUACCGGUUUUCCUACUUUUUAAGCAUUUUAAUAAUCUAUUUAUUUUAUAAAUAAAUAUUUUAUUGCUCAAUGUAAA